Molecule: messenger RNA, 2832 nt
Organism: Fusarium poae
Lineage: Eukaryota; Fungi; Ascomycota; Sordariomycetes; Hypocreales; Nectriaceae
Exons: 2
Coding region: 1-2832 (943 amino acids)
Source: RefSeq, a predicted model, not a curated record
AUGGCAGCCAAGGUCAAGAAUCUUAUGAGUGCGGCGCACACUGCAGGCAUUUUUGCCGAUAUUGCAGUGGACGGCCCAGAAAUCGGAACCCUGGUCGCUAUCGUCGAUCGAGCCAAAAAUCUGCCGAAUCGCAAGACAAUCGGAAAGCAAGAUCCCUACUGCGCAGCCAGGUUGGGAAAGGAAGCCAGGAAGACAACAACUGAUGUUCGUGGUGGACAAACGCCAAAAUGGGAUCAAGAGCUGCGAUUUGCGGUUCAUGACUGUCCAGAUUAUUAUCAACUCAAGCUCUCUAUUUUUACAGACGAUAAACGAACAGACUUGAUUGGCGAGUCAUGGAUCGAUCUGAGAUCGAUUAUUGUUCCUGGCGGUGGACAAAAUGACUUUUGGCAAACAUUGACCUGCAAAGGCAAAUACGCUGGCGAAAUCAGAGUUGAAAUCACCUUCUACGACUCUCGACCAAAGCCCGACAAGCCGGUAGCGAAACCAAAGCAGAUUGCAGCAGCUGAACCAGAUCAAGGGUCUGUUAAGCAAAGGACUCCUGUGAAAAGACGUCCUUUGCCAUCGGAUCCUGUCACUGGCGAAGCUCCAUCUGUGUCUCCCCCAGCUCCAGCUCCAGCUCCAGCUCCAGCUCCAGCUCCAGCUCCGGCACCGGCACCGGCACCAUUGCCAGUACCAGCAGCAGCACCUAUGGAAAUACCAGCCGGUUCUGAAAACCGCACACCUCCACGAACACAUGCCAAACAGAUUUCCCACUCGGGCAAUUUUGUCCCAAGUCAAUCGCCUCUGCAAGCUGUCGAGUACAACACCCCGCCUUCCCAUUCAUCCCGUCGUCAAACGGAACAGUAUUCCACAUCCCCGCAUGCGCCCAUGCCGCAGGAAUAUACCACUCCGACACGCGGAGAGGCGUCUCGUCCAUCCCGAAGGUCAAUGAUCGCUUAUGAGGAACCUCGGCAGUACGAUGACCGAGAGUACAGCCCCAGAUACGCUCCUCAACAAGAGCAAAUGGAUCUCCGGGGCCACUACAGCCCUCAGCAAGACUUCUAUGAACAACCACCCGCAUUGUUAGAUGACCCAAGGCAGUACUCUCCAGUAGAGAAUGAGCGACCCCCGCCACCGCCCGCACACCGGAUCAGAGGGAACAGUUCAGGGCAAGAGCUGGUGCCGAGAAGAAGCAUGGAGACGUCGCCAAAUAAGCUUCCACAGAUGAGACAUGACGUUCUGAGACAUGAGGCUCAGAGACAGCAGAUGGUGCCUUACCCCGGACGUCCAGCUUUUCGGGGCUAUGAUUCAGCCCCUGCUACUAAUCAAGCCUCUUCUCCAAACUCGAACGCCUAUGAUGGCAUGCCGAGACACAGCUCUUACGAUGCAAGCUAUGACCCUCACUAUCGAUCUAUGCAGCCCACAGUCGAGGAUGUGCCUGAUGCUUCCGGUGCAUCAGCGCAAAAGUAUACUCAGAAUGGAUCACAGUUCCAACGUUCUGAUGAGCUUUGUUUCGACGAAAACCCAAGCCCUGCGCCUUUAGUUUUGCGACGGUCGCCUGCCCCAGCUCAAUACCGAGAAGAUUAUUCACCAACUCAUUCCCCAAGAGGAUACCAGAACCCCGAGGACUGGCAUGUUGCUUUGUCAUCGUCUCAUGGUCGAAGCUACUCUAGGAGUCCUGUCGAUAAUGGCUACUACUCGCACAAUGGGCAAGGCAAUUAUGCAGGCCAUCCAGCUGAUAUGAACGCUUCGCAUAUGCAGAGCCCACACAAUCAUGCGGCCCCAGCGCCCCCGGCGGCUCUUGUGCCAGGCUUGGACGCAAGUCAGUCUCAAGAACUGACAAACCUCAUCUACGAGGACCGUCGGCACGACCGAAGGCAGCACUCCCAGAGCAUGUCUAGCAUACCUCCUCGAGGACGUCCUAGGAACGAGUCCUUGCAAGGAUAUAAUCAGCUGCCGCCUGACCAAGGGUAUGGGCAGCCACCACCUGAGCACGCGUACGCAGUUCAACCUUACAACCGACGAGCCAUCACCUAUGAUCCACCGGAACAACAAAUUGUGAAGCACCGGGGCGUCUCUCCUGACCCGCGUACCAGCCCGAACCCCCACCACAGAAUCAAGCGCAAGUCAGUCAGUCCUGCGCCUCCUCCACUUGAAGAUCAGAGGAGGAAGUCAGAUAUUCCUUUUGGUCCUGAUUCAUAUGACGCCCUCAACCCCAGUCUUGUGUCAUCUAAAAGUGGGAAAAGCCCUUCGCCGGUCUUUAUGGACGACGAGCCAAAGAAGAUUAUCACAUAUGAUGGACGAGAGAUUGACCCCUCCGAUCAUCUUCCUAUGGAGACGUGGGCACCUGAACCAGAGACGAAGAAGCCAGCGUCUGGCAGCGAAACACGUUCAAGACCUCAGUUGUCAGGAGUUAAGCCAAUGCCUCCCAGCAAUCGACGGGCCCCGCGCAAUGGACGUCACUCGAUGUCUGCUGUGAACACGUCAUAUUCGUUCGGCGAUGAAGCUCGCACACCUCCUCAAGCUGGCCGCACUCGCCUCCAGAAGCGAACAAACCGAGUAUCAGCGGACAACUCUCCAGCGGCCUCAAGCCCACUGGCACCAAUUUCUAAGGACAAUUACCAAGAGAGGACGCCGUAUGGUAACGCUUCGCUUCGCGGACUGCCUCGUGCCGGCACAUGGGAUUUUGAAGAUGAGAACCGUGGUGUCUAUGGCGGACCACCGAUCCCAGCCAAGAUUCCUAUGCCAACGAUGAGUGGGGCAAACGGCACUGGCCAAGAACUGGCCUUGGUACAAGAGAUGCAACGUAUUGAUAUUGGGACAGGCAGGUCCCGAAGAAGGGGAGGAUAUUAG